AUGAAAGAUCAUGUCAUGCACAAGGUUGGCGGUUGGAAAGACAGGGCAAACCUCAUUGAUACGAGUCGGUCCAUACAAGCCUUGGGUCAAAGAGGAAGGUGGACGGAGGCACUGGGGGUAUUCCUGAGUGCUGGCCACAACGCUCUGGAGUAUGACAUCGUAUUUCUGAACAUCCUGCUUGGCACGCUCUGCGCGCGUGGUGUUUGGCCUGCUGCGCUUGGGAUGCUUGCGGAGACGGUGGAUGUUUGCGGAUGGAAUACGCUGCUUCAAGGUUCUGGCCGUGCCCAAUCCUGGGCUUUUACGCUGGAUGCGCUUGAGCACAUGGCCUGCACGGUAGGAACCGACGAGACGAGCUUCAACACGGCGAUCGCAUCAGUGAAGGUGUGGCAACUCGCAGCGUCUAUUCUUGCAGAGAUGUCGCAGGCGAGACUUCGCAGCGAUGUGCUUGGUCACACUGCAGCCGUGUCGGCAUGCGUACCAAGUGAAGACGACGAAGCUCGUGAAACGUGGCGCCAAGCGGUGUCGCAGCUGGGCAGCAUGGCAGCAGCGAGCCUUUCGGCUAACCCGGUCACCUGGGGUGCUUGCAUCAGCAGCGCCCGGGCAGUGUGCUGGCGGCUGGCUUCUCAGCUGCUGCAGGACUUUUACUCUCACAAGCUCCGCUCCAAUGUCAUUCUGCUCUCCUCCGCAGCUGUCGCCAGCCAAAAAGGUGACCAAUGGCAAGCCGCGCUGGCGCUCCUGCAAGAGGUGAACCAGCAGGCCGCUCACUGCAGGGAACGGGACGGGGCUGAGAGCGGACGGUUCCAGGCGCGAGGGGGAGGUCAUCAAGCCAUGGCUUCUGCUGGCCUGGCAAUCUUGAAGCGGGAUGUUGCAGCCAGCAUUCUGCAAAAGAUGGAGGUGCCAGCCGCAGCCGAAACACUUGCUGAGAUGAAGACCACCGUUGCCGCCCAGCUCCUCUCCAAGAUGGUGGAGGACGACCAGCACGACAGAGCUGCCCAGAUCCUCGCGGAGAUGGGCAGCGGUGGCGCUGACAUCACGGCCGAGCUACGAGCGUCCACUGCUGGCUGGAUCUUUGCCCAACUGGAAGCUCCAGCUGCUGCCACAAUCAUCGGAGAGAUGGCCUAUGUUGGGGCAGGCCGCAUCUUGGCGGAAUUGGAGCCGAGCCAUGCCAUGCAGAUCUUGCUGGAGUUGGACACUGAGAAUGCGGCUUACGUGUUAGACGACAUGGACACCCCGCCCGCCGUGCGCGUUCUCGGCGCCAUGGAGCACGACCAAGCCGCGGCGCUGGCGGCUCAGAUGGUGCCGGACGCGGCGGCGCCGGUCUUCGCGCGGAUGGAGUACGACGACGCCGCGGGGAUCGUGGCCGAGAUGGGCCAUGAAGCAGCGGCGGGCGUGAUUCAAGAGAUGGAACCCGAUGCUGCGGCUGGCAUCUUGCACGAGAUGGAUCCAGCAGGGGCGGCGGAGGUCGUGGCUGUGAUGGACUAUGACGAUGGUGCCGCCUUCAUCCUCUCAGAGUUGGACCCUGAACCAGCUUCGAAGAUCGUAGCUGCGCUCGAGGAGAGCGUGGCAGCCGGCAUUAUGGCCGAAAUGGAAUUUGAGACUGCAGCUGCUAUUCUUCAGGAGAUGGCGUAUGACGCAGCUUCCAACGUAUUGGCCAAGAUGGAGCCGGCCACGGCGGCUGGGGCAGUGUCGCUGAUGGAAGCCGAACCAGCGGCUCACGUGAUGAUGGCGGCACAGUCCUACGCGAACGCCGCCAAGAUUGUCAGCAAGCUGACUGAGGAGUGCGCUGCAGAGGUGUUUUCUGAGAUGGAAGUGGAAGCAGCUGCCGGCAUAGCCAGCGAAAUGGAGUACGAGUCUGCGGCAAAUGGGCUUGCCUUGAUGCACGCAGAAGAUGCGGCGAAUCUCGUGUCGGCCGUGGAAUCUUAUGAAGAUGCCGCUGGAAUGCUGAGCGAAAUGGAAUACGAAGACGCAGCCGCCCUGGUUGCCCAUUUGGAUGCGUCCACUGCGGGGUACAUCCUGGGAGAGCUUGAGCAUGACAGCGCCAGUGGGAUCCUGGCUGAGAUGGACGCGCCAGCUGCUGGUGCUGCCCUUGCCUAUAUGGAGUAUGCUGAUGCUGCCGAGGCCCUUUGCAAGAUGGACACCGGGGCGGCAGAGGUGCUCGGCGCAAUGGAGUACGAAGAUGCGGCAGGGGUGAUCUCACAAGCGGGUGCGUCGGCUGCGGCUGGCAUCCUCGCUGACAUGGAGCAUGCGGCUGCUGGGGCUGUCCUGGCAGAGAUGGAGUACCAUGAGGCGGCGCCUAUCCUUGCAGCUAUGGAGGAAGAGACCGCUGGUGAAGUGGUGUCCGAAAUGGAAUAUGAUGCUACAGCUUACAUUUUGGGAGAGAUGGACUACGACAUCGCGGCCAACAUUCUGGCCAAAGUGGAGGCCUACCAUGGUGCCGGCAUUGUCGCAGAGAUGGAUUGUGGCGAAGCCGCGAGCGUUCUCAUGGCUGCACAGUCCUAUGCCAGCGCAGCAUGCAUCGUUGCAGAAAUGGAGGCCGUUGAUGCUGCAAAGGUUAUGGCAGAAAUGGAGGCUCCUGCAGCAGCUGGUGUGAUCGCCGAUCUCGAGUACAGCAAUUCAGCUGACAUUCUGUGCAAGCUGAAAGCUGACCUGGUGGCCGCCAUCGUGGCGGAGCUGGAGUACCACGACGCCGCCGGCAUCAUCGGCAGGCUCGACCUGGGCAGAGCUGUGGCUGUACUCAAGGGCGUGGACGCUGGCGGCGGCGAGGGCAUUCUGCAGGAGCUCGAAGAUCGGCACAUCUCAGAGCAGAUCCGCGCUCGCCUGGCAAAGCGACCUCGCAAAGCGUGAGAAAGCUGGGGGCCGGGCGUGCGGUCUAGGUGCCUUUCAUGUUUUAAGUACAUUCGCUUAGGUGUAGGUUCUACGCAUGCGUAGAGAGGCGAAGAAGUGAGUUUUAAAUCCCUUUUGGGACAUGCUGACUUGUCAAAGCACAAGUUCCAUGCCAACUUAGCCGAGUUGCAGAGCACAGGCCGAUUGACGUGGUUGGCACGCCGUUUGAACGUGGAGCGGCCACGUGGGCUCGAUGGCUUUACCAUUCUGCCUGUGGAGUGCAA
This is a messenger RNA of Effrenium voratum, 3107 nucleotides long. The record is from the annotation of a GenBank genome assembly. Lineage: Eukaryota; Dinophyceae; Suessiales; Symbiodiniaceae.